GGAAAUAGGGAAAUAAAGAGAGUGACAUCUACUUGUCAAAUAUGUAACUCGUUUUGUGAGCGGAAACCUCGAAGCAGAACGAGUUGAAUCGGAUCAACCCGUCACACUCUGUCCUAACCUAAUUCACCAUGAAUUCUCUCCUCGCUUCUCCAUUACACGCCUUACCACACACUUGUACUACAACUGAAUAUUUCAAUCUUGUUCUCAAAUCAAGACAACGACGCAAUUUUCUAUUCAUAUCCACCAAAUUCAAAACACCCAACUUCAUUCCACGUUGUUCAUCUUCCUCUAAUGGAUCCAACAACAGCCCUUCAGAUGAAGCUUCUCUUCAAAACGGUGACGUCUUUCAUGCUGAAGUCACAAACCCCCAAGUUCAGUUCUUCAGUUCUCUUGUGCCCAAGUUUAGCUUCAGUGACCAAGCUUUCUUUCUCCUCGCAUUCGUCGCCUGCACGACUUCAGUGGCAUUCACUGGCCUUGUUCUUGCAGCUGUUCCCACCUUACUUGCGAUGAGAAAAGCUGCAAUAUCAUUUUCAAAGCUAGCUGAUACAGCUCGUGAGGAACUCCCAAGCACCAUGACUUCCAUUAGGCUUUCGGUGAUGGAAAUGAAUGAUCUGACCCUAGAAUUAAGUGAACUAAGCCAGGAAAUAACAGAAGGAGUCAACAAGUCAGCUCAAGCUUUGCAAGCAGCAAAAACUGGAAUUCAACAUAUCGGUUCAGUGGCACAACAACAAACUCUAUCCAUGAUUGAAGAGAGAGCGAAUUUGCCCGAAAUAUCUCUGAGACACGUGGUUGCUGGAGCUGCAAGAAAGACUACAAGAGCAGUUGGUCAAGCCACAAAGAGCUUGUUGAACACGAUUUCGAGAAGAGAAAACACUAGCGAAUAUGAUGAUGUAGGCUAUUGAAAAGGAAAAGAUAGCACAGAAAACCUUAUAUGUUCUAAAGUUCAAUCAACAACCCAAAAAGGUUACAACAUCAAGAAAUGAUCUAAUGUUUGUAAAAAAAGACCCUUUUGUGGAUGAUGUUCUACAAAAAGUAGUAGAUGAUACAAAUAGAGCAGACAAAGAACAUAUACGUUAAAUCCUUCAAUAGAUUUAUGUUAAAGAAGUAGAUUAAGAGGACUUUCAUGAA
Messenger RNA from Lathyrus oleraceus (garden pea), 1128 nucleotides. RefSeq lists its product as uncharacterized. Lineage: Eukaryota; Viridiplantae; Streptophyta; Magnoliopsida; Fabales; Fabaceae. The record is from RefSeq and is a predicted model, not a curated record. The coding region runs from base 129 to 902 and encodes 257 amino acids. The transcript has 5 exons.